Onychomys torridus (southern grasshopper mouse) is the source of this 4911-nucleotide messenger RNA. It is a transcript of the gene Rabgap1, whose product is annotated as RAB GTPase activating protein 1. NCBI's taxonomy places the organism in Eukaryota, Metazoa, Chordata, Mammalia, Rodentia, Cricetidae. The transcript is spliced from 26 exons. The record is from RefSeq and is a predicted model, not a curated record. The coding region runs from base 268 to 3462 and encodes 1064 amino acids.
GACGACGGGCCCCCGAGAGGGACUUUCCUCGUUGUAGACGGGGCACAGGCCAAGGCUGGGGCGUCAGGCCGUAGAGCGUCUGCUCGGUGUGCUCCACAGCCUCGGUUCUUCCGUGGGAGGCGGGCCCCAGCUCUGUUCUCGGAGGCUGCCGUCUCGUAGGGCUCUCGCUGUCCGCUGCCUGCAUGGGCCUGAACAGCCUGUCUGCGCGCAAGCCGUGGCAUUUAAAAAAUAUUUAACCAUUCAUGAGUUGAGCCUCAUUCUUGAGUUAUGGAUGACAAGGCUUCUGUUGGAAAAAUCAGUGUCUCCUCAGACUCAGUAUCUACUCUUAAUAGUGAAGAUUUUGUCUUGGUUUCCAGGCAAGGAGAUGAGACACCAUCCACAAAUAAUGGAAGUGAUGACGAGAAGCCUGGACUCAAGAUUGUAGGGAAUGGAAGUGAGCAGCAGCUGCAGAAAGAGCUCGCAGAUGUGCUGAUGGACCCUCCCAUGGAUGACCAGCCAGGGGAAAGGUCACAGCUGGAUGGUGAAGGAGAUGGGCCACUUUCUAACCAACUCUCAGCUUCAUCCACCAUUAAUCCUGUGCCACUGGUAGGGCUUCAGAAACCAGAGAUGAGUUUGCCAGUGAAACCCGGACAAGGAGACUCUGAAGUGUCCAGUCCUUUCACACCAGUGGCUGAUGAGGAUAGUGUGGUUUUCAGUAAACUAACUUACUUAGGCUGUGCCUCAGUCAAUGCUCCCCGGAGUGAAGUGGAAGCCUUGAGGAUGAUGUCCAUCUUGAGAAGUCAGUGUCAGAUUUCUCUGGAUGUGACCCUCUCAGUGCCAAAUGUAUCUGAAGGAACUGUGAGACUUUUAGAUCCUCAGAUCAAUACUGAAAUAGCAAACUACCCUAUCUACAAGAUCCUCUUCUGUGUCAGAGGGCACGAUGGGACUCCUGAGAGCGACUGUUUUGCAUUCACUGAAAGUCACUAUAAUGCAGAGCUCUUCAGGAUACAUGUCUUUCGCUGUGAAAUACAAGAAGCCGUAAGCCGGAUACUUUACAGUUUUGCCACUGCCUUCCGCCGUACUGCCAAGCAGACCCCACUCUCAGCCACUGCCAUGCCACAGACUCCGGACAGUGACAUCUUUACCUUCUCUGUGUCUUUAGAAAUAAAAGAAGAUGAUGGUAAAGGUUAUUUUAGUGCUGUUCCCAAGGACAAGGACAGGCAGUGCUUUAAACUUCGACAGGGAAUAGAUAAGAAGAUUGUUAUCUGUGUGCAACAAACAGCUAACAAAGAACUUGCUAUUGAAAGGUGCUUUGGUCUUCUCCUUAGCCCAGGAAAAGAUGUCCGAAAUAGCGAUAUGCAUUUGUUGGACUUGGAGUCUAUGGGCAAAAGUUCAGAUGGAAAGUCAUAUGUUAUUACUGGAAGCUGGAAUCCAAAAUCCCCACAUUUUCAAGUUGUGAAUGAAGAAACUCCUAAAGAUAAAGUGCUGUUCAUGACAACAGCUGUGGAUUUGGUGAUAACAGAAGUACAGGAGCCCGUUCGAUUUCUCCUGGAGACAAAAGUUCGAGUUUGCUCACCUAAUGAAAGGUUGUUCUGGCCCUUCAGCAAACGCAGCACUACUGAGAAUUUCUUUCUGAAACUAAAGCAGAUAAAGCAGAAGGAGAGGAAGAAUAAUGCUGACACUUUAUAUGAAGUUGUGUGUUUGGAAAGUGAGUCAGAGAGAGAGCAGAGGAAAACUACAGCCAGUCCUUCGGCUCGCCUCCCACAGUCUGGAUCCCAGAGCUCCAUGAUCCCCUCUCCUCCAGAAGAUGAUGAAGAAGAAGAUAAUGAUGAACCUCUCUUGAGUGGAUUUGGUGAUGUAUCCAAAGAAUGUGCAGAAAAAAUUCUUGAAACAUGGGGAGAACUACUGUCAAAAUGGCAUCUCAACUUGAAUGUGAGACCGAAGCAGUUGCCAUCCUUAGUGAGAAGUGGUGUCCCAGAAGCUCUUCGUGGAGAAGUCUGGCAGCUGCUAGCAGGCUGCCACAACAACGACCACUUAGUAGAAAAGUACCGAAUUCUCAUCACCAAGGAGUCUCCUCAAGACAGUGCUAUCACAAGGGAUAUUAACCGCACGUUUCCAGCUCAUGACUACUUCAAGGACACAGGAGGAGAUGGACAAGAUUCCUUAUAUAAAAUAUGCAAGGCAUACUCUGUGUAUGAUGAAGAAAUCGGUUAUUGCCAGGGCCAGUCGUUCCUUGCAGCUGUGCUGCUUCUCCACAUGCCUGAAGAACAGGCAUUCAGUGUUCUGGUCAAGAUCAUGUUUGACUAUGGCCUCAGGGAACUUUUCAAGCAAAAUUUUGAAGAUCUACAUUGCAAGUUCUACCAGUUGGAGCGCCUCAUGCAGGAAUACAUUCCAGACCUGUACAACCACUUUGUGGACAUCAGCCUUGAAGCACACAUGUAUGCCUCCCAGUGGUUUCUUACACUUUUCACUGCAAAAUUCCCUCUCUACAUGGUCUUUCAUAUCAUCGACCUGCUCUUAUGUGAGGGAAUAAGUGUCAUUUUUAAUGUUGCCCUUGGAUUACUAAAGACUUCCAAGGAUGACUUGCUGUUGACGGACUUCGAGGGUGCCUUGAAGUUCUUCAGAGUUCAGCUCCCUAAAAGGUACCGCUCAGAAGAAAACGCAAAGAGGCUCAUGGAGCUAGCCUGCAACACAAAGAUUAGCCAGAAGAAGCUGAAGAAGUAUGAGAAGGAAUACCACACCAUGAGGGAGCAGCAGGCCCAACAGGAAGACCCCAUCGAGCGGUUUGAGCGGGAGAAUAGGCGGCUGCAAGAAGCUAACAUGAGGUUGGAACAGGAAAAUGAUGACUUGGCUCAUGAGCUGGUCACCAGCAAGAUUGCACUGCGGAAGGACCUGGAUAAUGCAGAGGAGAAGGGAGAUGCACUGAAUAAGGAGCUGCUGAUGACCAAACAGAAACUGAUUGAUGCAGAGGAUGAGAAGAGGCGGUUAGAAGAGGAGUCUGCACAGUUAAAGGAAAUGUGCCGCCGGGAACUUGACAAGGCAGAAUCAGAGAUUAAAAAAAACAGCUCUAUCAUUGGUGACUAUAAGCAGAUUUGUUCUCAAUUGAGUGAAAGACUGGAGAAGCAACAGACAGCCAAUAAAAUGGAAAUUGAGAAAAUUCGGCAAAAGGUAGAUGACUGUGACCGCUGCCGAGAUUUCUUUAACAAAGAAGGACGAGUGAAGGGCACCAGCUCAGUCAAGGGGGUUUUGGAUGAGGACACGGAUGAAGAAAAAGAGACACUCAAGAACCAGCUACGGGAGAUGGAGCUGGAACUGGCACAGACCAAACUGCAGUUGGUAGAAGCCGAGUGCAAGAUCCAGGACUUGGAACACCACUUGGGCCUUGCUCUCAGUGAGGUGCAGGCAGCCAAGAAGACCUGGUUUAACCGCACACUGACCUCCAUAAAGACAGCAACUGGAGUUCAAGGAAAAGAGACAUGCUGAGAACAGCUGCUGCCUCCAGACACCUCCAGAAAACACACCACCUUUGGUUGCCUUCUUUGGCCAGAUGUGUGAUUCUGUGACAUGUUCCAGGACCAGAAUGUACCUAGGUCAGAAUGUUAGGUCAGUGUGACAGGGCUCCUGCAGCAGGCUGCCAACCUGACUGAUGUUCUGGACAUGCACCUGCCUUUAGUGCUGUCCAGGCCUCUGACUACAUGUAGGAACACCUCGCCCAGUCAGGAGUUGGGGCGUCCUCCAAUGUGUUAGUUUUUGUUUUAUUUUCUAAACCCUUUAUUUAAAAAAAAAAAAAAAAAAAAAGACAAGAAAAAAAACACACUUUAUCCUUUAGGCUGGGGGCAGGGGUUCAGUGCCAGCAGAAGCUCCCAGAGAGAUGAGAAGCACUUUUGGGUAUAAGAGUCUUGUAGUAAUGGCUCAAGUCACCUAAUUUUGUUAACCAGUACCAUGCACAGGUUUGAUUUGGCAUUACUUACAUUUCUGAGCAAUUCUAUGCAACUCUCAUAGUCCUUUUUUUUUCUUCUCUUUUCUUUUUUGAAGCAUUAGCUGCCAAAACGGCUUCAAAAGGCUGGAAUGGGCCACAUAAAUGUGAGACUGAAUCAAUCAUGACGUGGACAGCUCUUACUUUGUUUAAUGUGUCAUGUGUACAUAUAUAUGUGUGUGUGUGUAUAUAAAUAUAUAUAUAAAUAUAUAUAUAUAUAUAUAUAAAAAAAAAUACCUUUCCUAGUACCCUGCACUGACAGUGUUUAAAUCCCAGACUCAGCCGAUAAUCUGUACCAUUGCCGUCUGUGGUUACGAGGCACUUUCUGUUCUUCCUGCCAUUGUGGAAGCUGGCAAGAGCUCCAUCACCUCUAACGUUUGCACAAGUGAGGAAGACUGAGCUAUGUGCCCAAAUAAACAAGAGUGCACACACUGUAUGGUCCCUACCUUCCUGGCCUGUCUCUCCCAGAGCUGCAAGUGUGGAUCUUACUGGUCAGAUGGGCUGCGGAGUCUCACUUCGAAGUUAUGAGAUGGUGGUUUUAGCACCUUUUUUAAAAACUAAAAAACAAAGCAAACCUUUUAACUUAAUUUAUGUGGUGAUAGGCUAACAAGCAGUCUCACGGGGUUCAUCCUUUCUGCUGUGUGGAGGUGGCGUGGGUUUGUAUAUAAGGACACUCGAGUCGCUUUCUUUCCCUGUUGGUUUUACUAAUGCUUGAUGAGGUCAUCUACAGUGGGGAGAAAACAAGUGGCCAACCCUCCCCCAGACCAUCCCCCACCAAUUCCUGUGUCUGUAUUGUUCAGUUACAACAGCUGUAAGCCCAUCUAAAAUUAGGUGUGUGGACAUUGUGCUAGGGUAGUUUGUGCGUCAACUUUAUGAACUGAAAUAUAAACCAGUAAAAUUGUAUUACUAUUUCUUUUGUUUAACAGCAUAUUCAUUAAAUAUUUUGGUACAAACAG